Molecule: messenger RNA, 3169 nt
Organism: Linum trigynum
Lineage: Eukaryota; Viridiplantae; Streptophyta; Magnoliopsida; Malpighiales; Linaceae
Source: the annotation of a GenBank genome assembly
AGUCCCUGAGAGACGAUACCCGGACUUUCCGGUUUUACUACGAGAUAGGAAAUUGGCAUAUACGCUUUUGCCUUAUCAUAUGCUGAUGUGGUUAAGGGUGGGGGCUUAUAUGCUGCUGGAAAAUGCAGAAUUAUAGGACAAGGCAAAGAGAGUUACAUCGAUGUGGAAGCGGAGGGUGAUCAAGACAGACGUGAAUUGCUGGGUAGAUGUCUAAUCAUCAAGUUCCAGUCUCCUGAUAACUCUGAAUAUUUAUUGUCUAAAGAUAUCCAUGGAUUCAGAGAUUGGGCUAAGAAGUUCUUGUCUAUUGACAGCAAUUACGGACUGGAACACAGGGGAGAUGGAAGCUGGCUACUUGUUUGCCCAUCCAUCUCUCAAACUCUACGGAUUAAAAGACUCGGAGGUUACAAGUUUAGGAAUUUUACAGUCUCUGUUUCUGAAUGGAAAGAACAUGAAGUAUGUCUCAACUCGUCGGAUAUCUGGAUUCUCGUAUAUGGCAUCCCUCUUCAUUUGAAAAGCAUUAAUUCGAUGAAGGCUAUUGGGAAUUAUUGUGGAUCGUUCAUAGAAAUCAACUGGGAAUCUUGGAGCUUGCAGUUUGUUCGAAUCAGAAUUAAAAACAGAGGUACGAUUCCUCAGUCGAUCCCAAUCAUGUUUGCCUUUGAACGUUUCAUGAUCAAAAUUGUUUCACAUCCGGCGACCCCUAGAAUUCCCGACGAGGCUACUUUCAGUGCCCGACCUAUUCAGAAAUCGAAGAGUCGUAGUCCUCGAUUAUGGGAAUGCACAUCAUCUCAAGAUAGCUCUUUCAACCCAUUGGUCAACACUUUUUGUACUAAAAGCGCGAGGAAUAGCGAUAGAACCGAACAGACUAGCAGAACAUUCAAAAGAGUAUGGAUACGUAAAGAUGGCCCUGUUUGGAUUGGGCCUAAUAGCUCAUCAUCCUCGAGCCCAUACUUGCAGCCUGAUUUUUCAGGAUCGUCCAUCGUACACGCUCCUUAUGCAACAGACCCAGCCCGUAUCACUCUAAUCCAGCCCCAAAAGUUUCAGAAGUCGAGCUUAGUUCGAUUCUUCAACUCCUUGUUUGUCGCCUCCCCUCCCCAUAAUCAUUUUCCCGUUCCCUCUUUUUUCAUCAACCGUCAAUCAGCCUUGCCAUCAACCAUCAAUCUGCUUCACAAACCAAACCUAAUCUGUUGUUGUCUCCUUUGUCCCCCAGUACUCAACAUCGAGAGCCAUAGAUUCCCUCCCUUUUCUUCCCUGUGCCAAUCAAUUGCUCACCUCAAAUAGCCACCCUUUAGAACAUUCCGAUUCAGAGCACCAAAAUAAUCUAUCCAUGGAUGACAGUAUCGUACUCCAAUCUCAAGUUCCUCUCAGCCCAGAUUGCUAUCUCGAUCAGGGACAUCUCGAUUCAUCCGCUCUCGGUCUGAAUGAGCUUCCCUCGCCUUCAUGCUCAAAGGAAAGCGAAGUCGCCGAAUGGAAUGUGGAAGCAUACCCCUUCGAUUGUCUGACUUUGGUUGAAUCGAGUGUUAAUUUGAGCCGUAUAUUCUCCCUGGAUAAUGAUGAAGGUGAAGAUAAAGCAGAAAGGGUGAUCAUUGAAACUGCAAAGGAAUGCAUUGUAAAAAGGUAAGAACUCCUCGCUCCAGACUUGAAAUGGAAAAGCACAGACUCGGACCCCAAUUGUCUCCACACAGAGGUCCGAGGAAGAGUGCUAGCAGGAUAGAUAGAUCCUCUUAGUCUUAAUUUUAUGGGUGUCUCAGUCAUUUUUUGGAAUGUUAGAGGAUUAGAAGAUUUUGAAAAAAGGGGAAGGAUUAAGCGAUUGAUUGCGAAACACAGACCUCAAAUUGUUUCACUCUUUGAAACCAAAUGGGAUGAGUGCAAUGAUUCUGUGGUUGCGGGAAUAAGUGGAAGAAGAGAUAUGGGAUGGAUCUCCAAAGAAACAAAGGCAAGUUCAGGAGGUAUUCUGGUUUACUGGGAUAAGCAGGUCUCUCAAUUAAUUACUUCCAGAGCGGGCAAUUGGUUUAUUGCAAUCGAGUUUUUUGAUUUGGCAAGUUCUUCUUAUGGGCAUUUAAUCUCUGUUUAUGGACCUCAAGUUAAAACUUAAAAACUCUCAUUCUUGGAAGAGCUUCAUGCCUACUGUCAACAAACUAAUGCCCCUAUUUGCAUUGGGGGCGAUUUCAAUCUGGUGCGAAGCCAUGAUGAUUAUCAAGGAGCAAGGAGCAACACCGACCUCAUGAAUGAAUUUAAUGGUUUCAUUGAUAGUAAUCUCCUACUUGAUCUUCCUAUGAAAGGUAGUCUUUACACUUGGAGUAGGGGUUCGGACAACUCUUCUUUGUCACGUAUUGAUAGGGUCCUGGUCUCCUAGAUUUGAUACGACUUUUCCGGACUGCUCCCUUUCAUCUCUUGAUCGUGUAGAAUCAGAUCACAAUCCAUUACAUUUAAGAUGGGGUGAUGACAGAAGAGUUAAAAGGCCUUGGGGCUUUGAAAACAUGUGGCUUGAAGAUAAAAGGUUUUUUGAAGGCUUAGAUAUAUGGAUGAAGAUCCCCAUACAGUGUACUGGAUACUCUUUUCUUUGGUAUAAGAAGCUGCAGGUCAUCAAACAGAAACUCAAAACGUGGAAUAAAGAGGUUUUUGGAAACAUUCACAAGAGGGUAGAUGACUUGUUGAGUAAGAUUCAUGAGAUUGAUAUAAUUGAAGAAAGCAGACCUCUUGAUAGCGAUGAAUCAGUUGAAAGAUGUGUGCUUAAAGUGGAACCUGCUCAUUGUUUAAAUAUGCAAGAAAGUUGCUAGAGACAAAAGUCAAGGGAGACUUGGACUCAAAAAGGGGAUAGCAAUACAAGGUAUUUCCAUCGUAUUGCCAACUACAGGAAAAAAUUCAGCUCUAUAGAUCGUAUUAGAGUGCAAGGACACAUGGAUGAAGGUUUUCAGGAUGUAGCAGUUGGUAUUCUUGGUUUAUACAUGGACCUUUUUAAAGAACAGAUCACUUCCAGGCCUUUCCCAUGUACAUAUUUCGAUUACAUAAUCAAGGAAGUUGAUAUUUUAAAGCUCUGCCAACCAUUCAGUGAAAUUGAAAUAUGGGAAGCCCUUAAAGACAGUGAUGGAUCCAAGGCUCCAGACCCUGAUGGUUUCACUUUUGACUUCUAUAAGAGAUGUUGGAUGAUGAUUAAACCAGACAUUGUUAA